AUCCAGAAGUGUCCGCGCUCCCGGAGCUGGGCGGAGCUGGGCGCAGCCCACGUGGUUCGGGCAGGAGGCGCCGGGACCUGGCCAGCUGCCCGCCUGCCCCGAGAUCCAGGCGCGAGCCAGCCGCUCUGCUUGCCCCCAUUAUCCAGCCUUGCCCCGGCGCCCUGACCUGACGCCCUGCUUCGUCGCCCUCCUUUCUCUCCCAGGUGCUGGACCAAGGACUGAGCGUCCCCCGGAGAGGGUCCGGUGUGACCCUGACAAGAAGCAGAAAUGGGGAAGAAACUGGAUCUUUCCAAGCUCACUGAUGAAGAGGCCCAGCACAUCUUGGAAGUUGUUCAACGAGAUUUUGACCUCCGAAGGAAAGAAGAGGAACGACUAGAGGGGUUGAAGGGCAAGAUUAAGAAGGAAAGCUCCAAGAGGGAGCUGCUUUCCGACACUGCCCAUCUGAACGAGACCCACUGCACCCACUGCCUGCAGCCCUACCGGCUGCUUGUGAAUAGCAAAAGACAGUGCCUGGAAUGUGGCCUCUUCACCUGCAAAAGCUGUGGCCGCGUCCACCCGGAGGAGCAGGGCUGGAUCUGUGACCCCUGCCAUCUGGCCAGAGUCGUGAAGAUCGGCUCACUGGAGUGGUACUAUGAGCACGUGAAAGCCCGCUUCAAGAGGUUCGGAAGUGCCAAAGUGAUCCGGUCCCUCCAUGGGCGGCUGCAGGGUGGAGCUGGGCCUGAGUCAAUCUCUGAAGAGAGAAGUGGAGACAGCGAGCGGACAGAUGAGGAAGGAGAACGGGACUCAGAGGCCCAGGCCCAGCCCUUUGGCAACAAAAAAAAGCGCCUCCUCUCCAUCCAUGACUUCGACUUCGAGGGAGACUCAGAUGACUCCACUCAGCCUCAAGGUCACUCUCUGCACCUGUCCUCAGUCUCUGAGGCCAGGGACAGCCCGCAGUCCCUCACAGAUGAGUCCUGCUCGGAGAAGGCAGCCCCCCAGAAGGCUGAGGGCCUGGACGAGGAUGACACUGGGGCCUCUGGGUGCCAGCGCCAUCCAGAAGAGGAGCCGAUGAGCAUCUCGCCUUCUGGACACGGCGCCCUCGCUGAGCUCUGCCCUCCUGGAGGCUCCCACAGUAUGGCCCUGGGGGCCGCUGCUGCACUCAGGUCAAAUGUCAUCAGGAAUGAGCAGCUGCCCCUGCAGUACUUGGCCGAUGUGGACACCUCUGAUGAGGAAAUCAUCCGGGCUCACGUGAUGGCCUCCCAUCAUUCCAAGCGGAGAGGCCGGGCGUCCUCUGAGAGUCAGAUCUUUGAGCUGAAUAAGCGUAUUUCAGCUGUGGAACGUCUGCUGACCCACCUGGAGAACACAGUUUUGCCUCCCUUGGCCAAGGGUCUAGGUGCUGGAGUGCGCACGGAGGCUGAUGUAGAGGAGGAGACCCUGAGGAAGAAGCUGGAGGAGCUGACCAGCAACGUCAGUGACCAGGGGACCUCAUCCGAGGAGGAGGAGGCCAAGGAUGAAAAGGCAGAGCCUGACAGGGGCAAAUCAGUUGGGGCUGUCCCCCAGGCGGACCCAGAGGUGAGCAUGGCUGCCCAUCAAACCAACAGACAGGAAAAGAGCCCCCAGGGCCCUGGGGACCCCGUCCAGCACAACAGGACCACAGAUGAGGAGCUGUCGGAGCUGGAGGACAGAGUGGCAGUGACGGCCUCAGAAGUCCAGCAGGCAGAGAGCGAGGUUUCAGACAUCGAAUCCAGGAUUGCAGCCCUGAGGGCCGCGGGGCUCACGGUGAAGCCUUCAGGAAAGCCCCGGAGGAAGUCAAACCUCCCAAUAUUUCUCCCUCGAGCGGCUGGGAAACUUGGCAAGAGACCAGAGGACCCAAAUGCAGACCCUUCAAGUGAGGCCAAGGCAAUGGCUGUGCCCUAUCUUCUGAGAAGAAAGUUCAGUAAUUCCCUGAAAAUUCCAGGCAAAGAUGAUGAUUCUUUUGAUUGGAAAUCAGUGUACCGAGGCUCGCUGACACAGAGAAACCCCAACGGGAGGAAAGGAAUGGCCAGCCACACCUUCGCGAAGCCUGUGGUGGCCCACCAGCCCUAACAGGGGACAGGACAGAGCAACAGAGGAGCCCUGCACUCUUUUCCCUCCACCACGGCCAUCCUUUCCCUCAUUGGCUCUGCGCUUACCACUGUACACAGUCACCAUCCCAGUGAGAAACAAGGAGCACCCUCCACGUGGACUCCCCUUGCAAGGGGACAGCGACAUUCAGUCCUGCACUGCUCAUUUGGGUUUACUGAUGACUCCUGGCCACCCUACCAGCCCCUCUGAUCUGUGAGAAACAGCUAAGCUGCUGUGACUUUCCUUUAGGACAAUGUUGUGUAAACCUUUGAAGGACACACAGAAGACCUUUAUACUGUGAUCUUUUACCCCUUUCACUCUUGGCUUUCUUAUGUUGCUUUCAUGAAUGAAAUGGAAAAAAGAUGACUCAGUCAAGGCACCAA
This is a messenger RNA of Rhinopithecus roxellana (golden snub-nosed monkey), 2465 nucleotides long. RefSeq names its product melanophilin (gene MLPH). Gene Ontology annotation, biological process: intracellular protein transport. Lineage: Eukaryota; Metazoa; Chordata; Mammalia; Primates; Cercopithecidae. Gene Ontology annotation, cellular component: cortical actin cytoskeleton. The record is from RefSeq and is a predicted model, not a curated record. Gene Ontology annotation, molecular function: small GTPase binding; myosin binding; actin binding.